CAUAUCCUGACACUUUUAUCAACACUUGCCAGAUGAUACAACUUUAUUGUCCUAGAUCUAAUAGAUCACAUAUAACUUAGAUCUAGAUCUAGUAACAUUAUGGAUUGUUUCGUGAACGGGUUUUAAUUGUUAAACUUUUUUGGAGAGUGGACAAGUAAAUUGUCAGCCAUGUUGCGCGUGAAAUUUCUUCUCGUGCUGUGCUUCUCUCUAGCCAUUGCCCUGAACCUGCAUCACAUGUCUGCUGACAAUCAACCUACUAAGUUUGAGAGACAAGACAAGACAUACAAGACAGACAAACUCGAUGCAGACAGUUUUGUAUUGGCCAGACAAUUCCAGAACCACAUGGUAUUACAGCGAGCACCACAAAGAGCCAACAUUUAUGGAUUCUCUCCAACCAUUGGACAGAAAGUCACGUUACAGCUGGUGACAGUGCCAGCUACAAAGACGUACAGCUACGAGACUACAGUACAUCAGGACGGCACUUGGAACUUUGUGCUCGACCCCUUCGCUGCUGGGGUCACUGUCAACAUCAGGGUCGACUCCGGGGGCGUGUCCCACAGCAUUAGUGACGUCAUCUUUGGGGAUGUUUGGAUCUGUUCUGGACAGUCCAACAUGCAGAUGACCGUAUUCCAGAUAGAUGGCGCUGCUGAAGAGAUUGCAGACGCCCACAAUUACCCCAACAUACGUCUGAUGACUGUUAGCAUGAACGAGUCGUCCACACCGCUUCGUAACUUGAUACAGAUUGACGAGCCCUGGAGCAAAGCCAAUAACAGCUCUGUCGGCUCUCACACGCCGUGGACAUAUUUCUCAGCCGUUUGUUGGCUUUUUGGCAAGAGCAUCUAUAAGGCAAGGCGCACCCCCAUCGGACUCGUAGCCACGGAUUGGGGUGGCACUGUCAUAAAGGCAUGGUCAUCCCCCGAGGCUCUUGCCCAUUGCGGCGUCCACGAAACAGAUGACCAACAAGAGUUUCACAAAGAGCUAUUGAAAGAUGUUCCUGACAGAGAUAGGUACAGACUACAAGGUCCUAAGAAUAACUCCGUCCUGUGGAAUUCAAUGAUCCAUCCUUUGCUGGGGAUGACGAUCUAUGGCGCCAUCUGGUAUCAAGGUGAAAGUGACUCCGGUGGUGCGCCCAGAAACAUAUACAACUGUACAUUCCCCACGAUGAUCAAAGACUGGAGAGGCAACUGGAACAGGGCGUCCAAUGGUCAGACAAGCGCCACAUUCCCUUUUGGCUUUGUACAGUUAGCACCGUAUCAUCCAAGUCCUGGUUCCACGUCCGGAUUCAGUGACAUCCGUUGGCACCAGACGGCAGACAGAGGCUAUGUCCCCAAUCCGGACAUGCCAAAUGUCUUCAUGGCUGUAGCUGUAGACUUGCCAGAUUUUAACUCAACUUAUGGCUCCAUUCACCCUCGCUAUAAGAGAGACGUUGGUGCAAGGCUCGCCUUGAGUGGACUGGCCGUGGCCUACCACCAGAGCGGUAUCUUCCAGGGCCCACUGCCCACAGGUUCUCAUUCAUCAGCCAGUGGUCUGAUCGUGGACUAUGGUAACACAUGGAAGCUGAGUGUGGUCAUCAAUGACGGGUUUGAGGUCCAGUGUGCUCACUUGAGGUGGGUCGCUGACCCUAUAGUUGCCCACACCAACACAACUGUCACACUGAAGCCUAAUAUUUGUCACACAGGGGAGAAAAUCACUGGUCUCCGCUACGCCUGGAGUGAGUCCCCCUGCGCUCUUCACAGAUGUGCUAUCUACGAGACAUCCCAUAAUUUACCAGGACCACCAUUUAUCUCGUACGCUGACUUUGAUCCGAAAGGAGAACCAUAUUUUACGUUUGAUCAGCAAACACAUAUCAGAAAUGAUUAAAGUUAGAAAAUUGAUUUGUGAAAAGAAAAAAAAAAUUAGAUACAUUAAAAAUUAUACUCUGAAAAUUA
Messenger RNA from Biomphalaria glabrata, 1928 nucleotides. Its product is annotated as sialate O-acetylesterase-like. The transcript is spliced from 10 exons. NCBI's taxonomy places the organism in Eukaryota, Metazoa, Mollusca, Gastropoda, Planorbidae. The coding region runs from base 169 to 1860 and encodes 563 amino acids. The record is from RefSeq and is a predicted model, not a curated record. Gene Ontology annotation, biological process: carbohydrate metabolic process. Gene Ontology annotation, molecular function: sialate O-acetylesterase activity.